Messenger RNA from Linum tenue, 391 nucleotides. The record is from the annotation of a GenBank genome assembly. NCBI's taxonomy places the organism in Eukaryota, Viridiplantae, Streptophyta, Magnoliopsida, Malpighiales, Linaceae.
CAAGGGUUACCAAAAUGUUACAAGUGUGGAAAAAGCGGCCAUGUAAGGGCUGAAUGUCCUAACAAAGGACAGAGUAGAGAAAAAGCCUAUGCAGUGGCUUGGAGUGGAUCAGAAGAUGAAAGUGAAUAUGACGAAAGUGAAAUACAAGGCUAUAUGGCAUUUGCCAAUCGUGAUGAUGGAUCCUCUUCGUCAAGAUCACUAGGAGAUGAGCUUCACUACAUUCCUACUGAAGAUCCGGUGGCCGAUUUGCUCACUAAGUCAUUCACUACGAGUCUUCACUGGUUUCUCACUAGCAAAUUGAUGCUUUGAGACCAACAUCAAUUUGGGGGAGGCUGUUAGAGCAUAUACGGUCCAUCUCAUUGGCCCAUUCCCAUAUGGCAGGGUUGUACAU